Pipistrellus nathusii (Nathusius's pipistrelle) is the source of this 366-nucleotide messenger RNA. Lineage: Eukaryota; Metazoa; Chordata; Mammalia; Chiroptera; Vespertilionidae. The record is from the annotation of a GenBank genome assembly.
AUGACACAGGACCACAGACUGGGUGGAAGGUUCCUGAGGCCUCCUGGCUCAGUACCCAUUCUGUAUUUGCAGAGCUCCCAGGAGAACAUCAUUGAAGUGCUGGCCCAAGGACCCGACUACACUGCCUACGAGGUCAGGGUGCAGGUGCACCAGGCUGACGACACAGUCCAGUGCCUGUCAAAGGGUGCAGCUGAGGUAACUGGUAACCUAUCUGAGUCCUGCAGGAUGCAGGACCUCCGUGAAGGCACCUUAGAGCAAGUGGCCACAUCCAUGGUACCAGCUCUCCUGGGGGGAAACGUCCCCCAGGUCUCCACCCUGGCCUUCUGCAGAGCCCAACAGUUCCUGGAGGAACUGUUAGCUAGGUGA